This is a messenger RNA of Brachypodium distachyon (stiff brome), 989 nucleotides long. Its product is annotated as superoxide dismutase [Cu-Zn], chloroplastic. The record is from RefSeq and is a predicted model, not a curated record. Gene Ontology annotation, biological process: removal of superoxide radicals. Lineage: Eukaryota; Viridiplantae; Streptophyta; Magnoliopsida; Poales; Poaceae. The transcript is spliced from 8 exons. Bases 92 to 706 code for a protein of 204 amino acids. Gene Ontology annotation, molecular function: superoxide dismutase activity; copper ion binding.
ACGCCUGUGGCGCGGCCCGAGCCCACCUUAUCGCCACCUACCCAUCGCCAAAAAGCCUUCUUUACCUUCCGCUCCGCCGCCGACGACCGCCAUGGCCUCCGUCACCGCCGCCGCGCAGACCACCCUCCUCUCCGCCGCGACCGCCCCUACGUCGCUCUUCCAGGCGGCCCCGUCCUCUGCCCGCCCUUUCCACCCGCUCCGCCUCGUCUCCGCGGGCAGGAGGACGCUCGUCGUCGCCGACGCCACCAAGAAGGCCGUCGCCGUGCUCAAGGGCACCUCCCAGGUCGAGGGCGUCGUCACGCUCACCCAGGAAGACGACGGUCCUACGUCGGUUAACGUCCGUAUCACUGGGCUUACUCCUGGACUUCACGGCUUCCACCUCCAUGAGUUUGGCGACACGACUAAUGGGUGCAUCUCAACAGGACCACACUUUAACCCAAAUGGCCUGACACAUGGUGCACCAGGGGAUGAAGUCCGUCAUGCGGGUGACCUGGGAAACAUUGUUGCCAAUGCUGAAGGCAUAGCUGAGACAACCAUUGUCGAUAGCCAGAUUCCUUUGAGCGGUCCAAAUGCUGUCGUUGGGAGAGCAUUUGUUGUUCAUGAGCUUGAAGAUGAUUUGGGAAAAGGGGGGCAUGAGCUCAGCCUCAGUACUGGAAAUGCUGGUGGACGGCUAGCAUGUGGUGUUGUUGGCCUGACUCCGUUGUAGAUCUCCAGAUUGCAGCUCUAGUGUCCCUGUAGCAUCCAUGCUACCUUUUUUUUUUUGCCUUGAGUCGAGCUUCGAGCAACGUGUUUCUCGUAUUCCCUGGACCUCACACCUCUGAUGCUUAAUGGCUUCUGUUGAUCGUUUGUAUCGCAGUGUAAAGUUCAGUCGAGCAAAUAAGUAUUUUGGCAUGCCCUUGUUGAUCCAAGAAGCAUGAACUUGAGAUUUUCUAUGUACUACAAUCUGUCAGAUAAAAUAAAAUGCUUAUAGCGCUAUCUUGUUUGAUGUA